Messenger RNA from Linnemannia hyalina, 1194 nucleotides. Lineage: Eukaryota; Fungi; Mortierellomycota; Mortierellomycetes; Mortierellales; Mortierellaceae. The record is from the annotation of a GenBank genome assembly.
AUGAGCUUCGCUGCCCGUACCGCCCUCCGCCAGUUGACUCGCGUCGCUGUCCCCACUGCCCGCUCCUUCUCCGUCAUGGCCCGCUCUGCCGCCAUUACCCACGUCCCUCGCGUUGCUGCCUGCAAGGUUGCUUUCACCCAGACCCGCGGUGUCAAGACCAUGGACUUUGGCGGCACCAAGGAGAUUGUCUACGAGCGCUCUGAUUACCCCCCUGCCAAGCUCCAGGAGACCUUCAAGGACGAUACCCUCACCGUCCUCGGUUACGGCCCCAUGGGUCGUGGCCAGGCCCUCAACCUCCGCGACAACAAGCUCAACGUCAUCAUUGGAUCCCGCAAGGGUUCCUCCUGGGACAAGGCCGUCUCCGAGGGAUGGGUCCCCGGAAAGAACCUCUUUGAGAUCAACGAGGCCUGCGAGCGCGGUACCGUCAUCAUGAACUUGCUCUCCGACGCUGCCCAGUCCAAGCUCUGGAACGAGAUCAAGCCCUACCUCACCAAGGGCAAGACCCUCUACUUCUCUCACGGAUUCUCCGUCGUCUUCGCUGAGGACACUGGCGUCAUUCCCCCCAAGGAUAUCGAUGUCGUCCUCGUCGCCCCUAAGGGCUCCGGCACCACCGUCCGUAACCUCUUCCUCGAGGGCCGUGGCAUCAACGGAUCCGUUGCCGUCUACCAGGAUGUCUCUGGCAAGGCCAAGGACCGUGCCGUCGCCCUCGGUGUCGGUGUCGGAACCGGUUACCUUUACGAGACCACCUUCAAGAACGAGGUCAACUCUGACCUCUACGGUGAGCGUGGUGUCCUCAUGGGCGCCAUCCAGGGUCUCUUCCGUGCCCAGUACGAGGUUCUCCGUGCCAAGGGUCACAGCCCCUCUGAGGCUUUCAACGAGACUGUCGAGGAGGCCACCCAGUCGCUCUACCCUUUGAUCGGUGCCAACGGCAUGGACUGGAUGUACGCCAACUGCUCCACAACUGCCCAGCGAGGAGCUCUCGAUUGGUGCGGUCCUUUCUAUGAUGCCACCAAGCCUAUCUUUGAGUCCUUGUACGAGUCCGUCGCCAACGGCACCGAAACCCGCCGCUCUUUGACCAAGAACUCGACCCCCAACUACCGUGCCGAGCUCGAGGUCGAGUUGGCCGAGAUCGCCAACCACGAGAUGUGGCGCGUCGGAAAGACCGUCCGCCAGUUGCGCCCCGAGAACAACUAA